CUGGUCCGGGACGCGUCGUCCGAGGCGGCGCGCGAUGUGGGCUGCGGGCUGGCGGCGCGCGGCGGCCGGCGCGGGCCCCCGCGGACACCGCGCGCACUCGGCGCUGGCGCAGCUGAGCGGGAUCUUGGAGGCGGAGCUGAAAGGGAUCCAGGAGUCUGGGUUGUGGAAGAAUGAGAGGGUCAUCACCUCCCCGCAGGGCUCGCACGUCCACGUGGACGGCGUGUCCGGAGGAAUCCUCAACUUCUGUGCCAACAAUUACCUGGGCCUGAGCAGCCACCCUGAGGUGAUCCAGGCAGGUGUGCAGGCUCUCAAGGACUUUGGAGCUGGCCUUAGCUCCUCCCGCUUCAUCUGUGGGACCCAGACCAUCCACAAGAAUCUAGAAGCCAAGCUAGCCCGCUUCCACCGGCGGGAGGCAGCCAUCCUUUUCCCCAGCUGUUUUGAUGCCAACGCGGGUUUCUUUGAGGCUCUGCUGACCCCCGAGGAUGCAGUCCUGUCAGAUGAGCUGAACCACGCCUCCAUUAUCGACGGUAUCCGACUGUGCAAGGCCCAGAAGUAUCGUUACCGCCACCUGGACAUGGCUGACCUGGAAGUCAAGCUGCGGGAGGCCCAGAAGCACCGGCUGCGCGUGGUGGCCACCGAUGGAGUCUUCUCCAUGGAUGGUGACAUCGCGCCCCUGCGGGAGAUCUGCCGCAUCGCCUCUCGAUACGGCGCCCUGGUCUUCGUGGAUGAGUGCCAUGCCACUGGCUUCCUGGGGCCCACAGGACGGGGCACAGACGAGCUGCUGGGCGUGAUGGACCAGGUCACCGUUAUCAACUCCACAUUGGGGAAGGCGCUGGGUGGAGCAUCAGGGGGCUACACCACAGGCCCUGAGGCCCUGGUGUCUCUGCUCCGGCAGCGUGCGCGGCCCUAUAUCUUCUCCAACAGUCUGCCACCUGCUCUUAUUGGCUGUGCCUCCAAGGCCUUGGAUUUGCUCAUGGGCAACAACACCCUUGUCCAGUCUAUGGCUGCCAAAACUCACCGGUUCCGCAGUAAGAUGCAGGCUGCCGGCUUCACCAUCUCGGGAGCCGAUCACCCCAUCUGUCCUGUGAUGCUGGGCGACGCUCGGCUGGCUUCUUGCGUGGCAGAUGACAUGCUCAAGAGAGGCAUCUUUGUCAUUGCGUUCAGCUACCCUGUGGUCCCGAGGGGCAAAGCCCGGAUCCGGGUACAGAUCUCAGCCGUGCAUAGCGAGGAAGACAUCGACCACUGCGUGGAGGCCUUCGUGGAGGUGGGGAGGCUUCAUGGGGUGCUGCCCUGAGUCCCGGGUGGGGACAAGCAGAACCAAGAUGUCUCUGCUGCCU
Perognathus longimembris pacificus (Pacific pocket mouse) is the source of this 1337-nucleotide messenger RNA. It is a transcript of the gene Gcat, whose product is annotated as glycine C-acetyltransferase. The record is from RefSeq and is a predicted model, not a curated record. The coding region runs from base 35 to 1294 and encodes 419 amino acids. Lineage: Eukaryota; Metazoa; Chordata; Mammalia; Rodentia; Heteromyidae. Gene Ontology annotation, biological process: L-threonine catabolic process; biosynthetic process. Gene Ontology annotation, molecular function: pyridoxal phosphate binding; glycine C-acetyltransferase activity. The transcript has 9 exons.